AUGGCUGUGGCUGUCUUACAGGCCCAUGGUGGCGCCGCCGCUGUCGUGGUUGCGCCGCAGCCGCCAGAGCGCGUGCCGGGCUGCCACGAGGCGCGCGAGCCCGUAGCGAGCCGUGGCGGAGCGGGGGGCGGGGCUGCGCGCGUCGGGAUCCGGCCGUCUGCCGCUGCCGCUGCCGCUCGGCCGCUACUGGCGUCGCGACGCCGGCCCGGACGCCGCCCCCGCCGCGUCGCCGUGGCAACCGCCGCCCCCGAGCCGCGCGCGCGCACUCUGCGCCCCCACACCCCCACCCCUGGCGAGGCGAGGCGCGGCGCUGCGUGGCCCACUGAAGCACGCGGCAGGGCGGGCACGGCGGCCGCCGAGGACCGCACCGGGCCCGGCAGAGGGCUCUCUUCAAUUAGAGCGCUCUGCCGGCGAGCAAUUAGGCCCGCAGCGGCGGGCCCGGCGGAGCCGAGCCCGGCCGCCUCUCAGCCGCCACCGCCGCCGUGCAAAGCGCAGGUAUAUCCUGUAGGGAACAAGUAG
This is a messenger RNA of Schistocerca cancellata (South American locust), 519 nucleotides long. RefSeq names its product atherin-like. The transcript has 3 exons. Lineage: Eukaryota; Metazoa; Arthropoda; Insecta; Orthoptera; Acrididae. The record is from RefSeq and is a predicted model, not a curated record. Bases 1 to 519 code for a protein of 172 amino acids.